AUGGCCCCGCAGAGAGCGGUGAAGCUGUCCCUGAAGAAGCCCACUUACGCUGUGUGUGUGGCGGGAGUCGAGACGCUGGUGGACAUCCACAGUGAUGUGCCCAAGGGCGCCAAGAACUUCGACGUCUCUGGGAGCUCCAAGUUGGAUAUCUUUGUGGCCUACGAUUCCACACGGGUGACAGAGCCUGCGGGCAAGGCCCCCUGGCCCCUGGACACCAGUGUGGAGGUCAUCGUUUCUGCAGACAAAGCCAGUAAGGACUUAAAUGACCUCAAGGUGAAGGUGGCCUACUUCGGGGAGGAGGGGGGCGAGGCCCUGGGCCGCAGCGUGCUGCUCCUCACCUGUGUGGAUGUUUCCCUGGACGUCGACACUGACCGCGUCGGCAAGGUCAGGAGAAGCGGCCGUGACAAGAAAACCUGGCGCUGGGGCCCUGAGGGCUACGGAGCCAUCCUGCUGGUUAACUGUGACAAGGACAGUGACAACUCCAUGGGGCCUGACCUUCAGAACAGCCAGCUGAUGUCCCUGGAGGACCUGCAGGACAUGUCCCCCAUGGUGCUCAGCUGCGACGGCCCCGACGAGGUCUUCCACAGCCACAGGCUGGUCCUGAAGGCGCCCUGGCCGGAUUCCAGACGGGUGCGGGUCUUCUGCACGCGCGGUGGGGAUUCGCUCUCCGACUACAAGCAGGUGCUGGGGCCACAGCGCAGGUCCUACGAGGUGGAGCGGCAGCCGGGGCAGCGGCAGGUCCCGUUCUACGUGGAGGGCCUCGCCUUCCCCGACGCCGAGUUCCCGGGCCUGGUCUCCCUCAGCGUCAGUCUGAUGGACACAGGGACCCUGCCGGAGGUGCCCCUCUUCACAGACACCGUGGCCUUCCGCGUGGCCCCCUGGAUCAUGACCCCCAACACCCAGCCCCCUCUGGAGCUCUACGUGUGCAGUGUGGUGGACGCUCACGGCUCAAAUAAAAAGUUUCUGGACGACAUGGCCCACCUGGCCUCGAAAGCCAGCUGCAAGCUGGUCAUCUGCCCGCGGGUGGACAAUCGGAACGACCGCUGGAUCCAGGACGAGAUGGAGUUUGGCUACAUCGAGGCCCCUCACAAGUCCUUCCCCGUGGUCUUUGAUUCUCCCCGGAACAGGGGCCUGCGGGACUUCCCCUACAAGAAGAUCCUGGGUCCUGACUUUGGAUAUGUGACCCGGGAGAUCCUGUACGCUGGCCCCUCGGGCCUGGAUUCCUUCGGCAACCUGGACGUCAGCCCUCCCGUCGCCGUGGGCGGCCGGGAGUACCCCCUGGGCCGGAUCCUCGUUGGCGACUGCUUCCCCAAGUCCGGCGGGCGGCGGAUGGCCAAGGUGGUGCGCGACUUCCUGUGGGCCCAGCAGGUGCAGGCGCCCGUGCAGCUCUACUCGGACUGGCUCUCCGUGGGCCACGUGGACGAGUUCCUGAGCUUCGUGCCCACCUCCGACCAAAAGGGCUUCCGGCUGCUCCUGGCCAGCCCCAGUGCCUGCCUCAGACUGUUCCAAGAGAAGAGCGACGAGGGCCAUGGGGAGGCGGCCCAGUUUGAGGGGUUAAAAGACCAGGCCAAGAGGAGCAUUAAUGACAUGCUGGCCGACAAACGCCUCAGGAGUGACAGCCUCUACGUACAGAGCUGCAUCGACUGGAACCGCGAGGUGCUGAAGCGGGAGCUGGGCCUGGCCGAGGCGGACAUCGUGGACAUCCCCCAGCUCUUCUCCCUGCAGGGCACCCGCGCCGAGGCCUUCUUCCCCGACAUGGUGAACAUGGUGGUCCUGGGCCAGCACCUGGGCAUCCCCAAGCCCUACGGGCCCCUCAUCAACGGCCGCUGCUGCCUGGAGGAGCAGGUGCGCGCCCUGCUGGAGCCCCUGGGGCUGCACUGCGUCUUCGUGGACGACUUCCUGUCCUACCACAAGCUGCUCGGCGAGGUCCACUGUGGCACCAACGUGCGCCGGGAGCCCUUCCCCUUCAAGUGGUGGCACAUGGUGCCCUGA
This is a messenger RNA of Marmota flaviventris (yellow-bellied marmot), 1992 nucleotides long. RefSeq names its product peptidyl arginine deiminase 1 (gene Padi1). Gene Ontology annotation, molecular function: protein-arginine deiminase activity; calcium ion binding. Gene Ontology annotation, cellular component: cytoplasm; nucleus. The record is from RefSeq and is a predicted model, not a curated record. Lineage: Eukaryota; Metazoa; Chordata; Mammalia; Rodentia; Sciuridae.